This is a messenger RNA of Manis javanica (Malayan pangolin), 785 nucleotides long. It is a transcript of the gene HIKESHI, whose product is annotated as heat shock protein nuclear import factor hikeshi. Gene Ontology annotation, cellular component: nucleus; cytosol. The record is from RefSeq and is a predicted model, not a curated record. Gene Ontology annotation, biological process: protein import into nucleus. NCBI's taxonomy places the organism in Eukaryota, Metazoa, Chordata, Mammalia, Pholidota, Manidae. Gene Ontology annotation, molecular function: Hsp70 protein binding; nuclear import signal receptor activity.
UAGAAGGCGUUCCUGCCGCUGGCCAAGUUGCUUUGUAGUGGAGGGGGAGGCUCUCUCCUGCACGUUCUGGAAGGUUCUUGGGCUCGGCUAAGGCAGUAGUCCCAGGAUUUCUAGUUGCCGGCUGCGAGUCCCUGCCGGCUGAGCGGAGCCGCCGCCGCCAUGUUUGGCUGCCUGGUGGCGGGGAGGCUGGUGCAAACAGCUGCACAGCAAGUUGCAGAGGAUAAAUUUGUUUUUGACUUACCUGAUUAUGAAAAUAUCAAUCAUGUUGUGGUUUUUAUGCUGGGAACAAUCCCAUUUCCUGAGGGAAUGGGAGGGUCUGUCUACUUUUCCUAUCCUGAUUCAAAUGGAAUACCUGUAUGGCAACUCCUAGGAUUUGUCACGAAUGGAAAACCGAGUGCCAUCUUCAAAAUUUCAGGUCUUAAAUCUGGAGAAGGAAGCCAGCACCCUUUUGGAGCCAUGAAUAUUGUCCGAACUCCAUCUGUUGCUCAGAUUGGAAUUUCAGUGGAAUUAUUGGACAGUCUGGCUCAGCAAACCCCUGUAGGUAAUGCUGCUGUGUCCUCAGUUGACUCAUUCACUCAGUUCACACAAAAGAUGCUGGACAACUUCUACAAUUUUGCUUCAUCAUUUGCUGUUUCUCAGGCCCAGAUGACACCAAGUCCGUCUGAAAUGUUCAUUCCUGCAAAUGUGGUUUUGAAAUGGUAUGAAAACUUUCAAAGACGACUAGCACAGAACCCUCUCUUUUGGAAAACAUAAUUUGAAUAAAAUAAUUUUUAUGGAUUCUGAAA